This is a messenger RNA of Plectropomus leopardus (leopard coralgrouper), 1542 nucleotides long. Lineage: Eukaryota; Metazoa; Chordata; Actinopteri; Perciformes; Serranidae. The record is from RefSeq and is a predicted model, not a curated record.
CCAUCAGUGCACUGUGGUGACAACUUGAUGACUCUGAUGCUCAAGGGGAUCAGAGCUCCUCACAUUCUUGUGGAUAGUGGUGAGGGACCUCGUAUUCCUUUGUCUCAAAUGCCCUCUGAAUGUGGCUUCUCUGUGAAGAGGUCCCGCAGAGAUGUGCACUUUGCUGCACCUUACGAGGGCUGCCAUGUUACCCAGCAGGGUGGCAAUUACGUUCUACCACUGCGUUUAUGGGGGGCACCAAUGACAAUGUCUUGCCCUGCUGCGUUACCACCACCGUCUGUUUCCUGCUUCCCAUCUGGGAUGGUGGUAAAGAUGAGUGGUAUUACAGCAAAUGACCUCAAAGUUAAGGUUUCUGGGAUGUGGAGGUCCCUUUCAUCAGUCUGUGGCAGUUGUGGAAUUGCUGUUGAAAUGCUCUCUGGAGGACUGACCCUCAUUGCACCCUACAACAGAGGCCUGUGCAUAAAGAUGAAGGAUGAGGAGUAUUUACUCUCUCUUCUGUUGGCGGAUGCUGAGCUCCUAGUCACAUGCCCUUCAUUACCAGACAUCAAACCGACCACAGCAGCAACUACGCCACCCAGUGAUAGUGGCCAGGUUCUGCAGUAUCCACAGUACCACCAGUUUCCAGUAUUUUCUCAGUACCCAGUGUUUCCAGGGCCCGCUCCUCCACCUCACACUGCUGCCCCUAACAAAGGUGCAGCGGCUCCGUCAUCACAACAUCCACAGCUUCUCUCAGGUGCUGCUAGAGACUCGGACACUGAAAACCAAGAAGCAUCUGCAGCUCAGCACCCUGCAUUUCCAUUCCUGCCACACUUCUCCCAGUACCCUCUGUUUCCCAGACCCGUACCGCCAACUCAGUCUCCUGCUACUAAAAAUACUGCUGCUCCCCCGGCCAAACAACCUCAGGUGCCGCAGUCGCCACACUAUCCAUUUCCUUUUUUCCCACAUCUCCCCAUGGUACCUGGAAAUUUCCAUCCAACAACCCCUCCUCCUCCUCCUCCUGCCACUAACACAGAGGCCUUGGAAACCACACCUGCCCCCACCACUAAGCAUGAUGGGAAGCCUAAUGUUCCCCAGCAGCCACAGUUUCUAAUGCCCCCUCAUUAUCCUUUCUUGUCAUUCCCAAAAGUCCUGCAGUCUCCACCAGGUCAAACUCCACAGGAUCCCAAACCUGUGAUCCAGCAGCCCAAACCAUAUCAUGUGUAUCCUCAGACCUACCAGAUUCCUGUGUUGUAUCCUCCUCCUAAGUAUCCGACUCAAACCGCCACUCCUGUCACCACCACAACAACAACAACAACCACCGCUGCUACGACUUUAAAGCCUGCAGCUCAAAAGCCGUUUUAUUACCCACACCCUUAUAUGCCAGCAUAUUACGUUCCUCAGAAGGCUCCCAAUCCAGUAUUUCUUGAUCCAGUGACGCAUCCCGCAAACCCAGCUCCAACUGAUCAGCAGGAACGUCAGCUCAUGUACCGUGCCAUGCCUCCAUUUUAUCCUUUUCCUUCACAUCAAAGGCCAAAAUCGGCUUCAAGAAACCGGUGAAGGUUC